This is a messenger RNA of Durio zibethinus, 870 nucleotides long. RefSeq names its product nitrobindin heme-binding domain protein. The record is from RefSeq and is a predicted model, not a curated record. NCBI's taxonomy places the organism in Eukaryota, Viridiplantae, Streptophyta, Magnoliopsida, Malvales, Malvaceae.
CCGAAAAAAAAAAAAGUGAAAGAGUUUGAAAGGCAUGGAUGAGGAGAAGGAGAAUUGCACAAUUCACCCAGCAGUUGCGCCGCUGUCCUACUUGUUGGGCAGAUGGAGAGGGGAAGGUGAAGGAGGAUACCCCACCAUCAACUCCUUCCGCUAUGGCGAAGAGCUUCACUUCUCUCACUCUGCAUCUGGGAAGCCCGUCAUAGCCUACUCCCAGAAGACCUGGAACCUCAAUUCUGGUGAGCCCAUGCACUCUGAGACCGGCUAUUGGCGUCCCAAACCUGAUGGCUCCAUUGAAGUUGUCAUUGCUCAGAGCACUGGCCUUGCUGAAGUUCUUAAGGGGACAUACAAUGCAGAGGACAAAGUGAUCAAGCUUCAAAGCCAGGUUGUAGCCAAUGCUUCCAAGGUGAGGGAGAUAAGUCGAGUUUUUGAGAUGGUUAAUGGAGAAUUAUGUUAUCGUGUUCAAAUGGCUACCAAUGUUACCAGUCUUCAGCCACAUCUGAAAGCAGUGCUCAAGAAGCUGUCUUAGAACUUCCAACUUUUAAUUUUCAGGAUGCAAACUAGUCCAUUCUAUUUGGAUCAAAACUAGUUUUUGAUUUCUGGUUCCCCAAAGUCACAAAUACAUAUAUGGGUCAGAAAUUGGAUUAUGAGAGGAUCAUAUAAUAAUCGCAUAAUACAUGUGUAAUUGCAAAUAAGAUUUUUCAAACUCUUAGUGUGCAAGAAACUUCAUGGCAGACAGCUUGUGCUUGAAAGAUGUUGUAAUUUAUUGGGUGCAAACCAGCGAUUGGAUUGAUUUGUUUAUAAUUCCUUACAAACACGCUUCCUUGUAUCCAUCAUCUGCCGUUUGACUAAAUCAACUCUCUUAAAACUCAA